CAAUCGAGGAGGCAGCGUCGAGAUCACUUCGACGAGGUCGGGCAUUGGAAGGUGAAACCCUAGAGGAGAGGAGGCGACUGCGGCGAGAGAAGAGAUGAGGAAGUUUGAUCCGUGGCCGGUGUUCUUCAGGAGGGAGUUCAACCGCAACUGGCCUUUCCUCGUUGGAUUCUUCGUCACCGGAGUCCUCGUCGUUAAGUUGACCGCCGGCCUCACUGAGGAGGACGCCAAGAAUUCCCCAUUCGUGCAGGAGCACAACCGAAAGUGAAGCUAUGGCUUUGUAGCUGAAUUUCAGUGAUGCAGCUCGCUGGCUUUGAUAUGUUUUGGUGUUUGUUUAGUUCCCAACGUAAAAACGUUCUCUGAGCGAAAAAUAAGGCUCUCGUCUUUGAUGCUGAACCAAUUGUAUCAACUUUAUGAUAUAACACUCCAACUUCUUUUUUA
Molecule: messenger RNA, 438 nt
Organism: Zingiber officinale
Lineage: Eukaryota; Viridiplantae; Streptophyta; Magnoliopsida; Zingiberales; Zingiberaceae
Exons: 3
Coding region: 95-265 (56 amino acids)
Source: RefSeq, a predicted model, not a curated record